Molecule: messenger RNA, 2005 nt
Organism: Heterocephalus glaber (naked mole-rat)
Lineage: Eukaryota; Metazoa; Chordata; Mammalia; Rodentia; Bathyergidae
Gene: Cpa5
Product: carboxypeptidase A5
Biological process (GO): proteolysis
Molecular function (GO): zinc ion binding; metallocarboxypeptidase activity
Source: RefSeq, a predicted model, not a curated record
AUGCAGGGCAAUGAAAGACGAGGCCCAGGCCCCAGGCUGCCCCCUGUGGACAGGUGGAUGCCUCUGCUCUGCAGCUUUAUCCUGGCAGCAGCUUGGGGUCAAAUGAAUUUCACAGGAGACCAGGUUCUUCGAAUCCUGGCCAAAGAUGAAAAGCAGCUGUCACUUUUCAGAGAUCUGGAGAACCUGAAGACCCAGAAGCUGGACUUCUGGCGUGGCCCAGCCAGACCCAGCCUUCCCGUGGACAUGAGAGUUUCUUUUCCUGAACUGGAUGACAUCAGAGCUUACCUGGAGUCUCAUGGCCUUGUUUACAGCAUUAUGAUUAAGAACAUCCAGGAGCUGCUGGAUAAGGAGAGGGAAGCCAUGGUGAAGGCUUGCCGACUGGAGUGCAGCACCAGUAGCUUCAGCUACUCUUCUUACCACACCCUGGAAGAGAUCUACAGCUGGAUCGACAACUUUGUAACUGAGCAUUCAGACAUCAUCUCCAAAAUUCACAUUAGCAACAGCUUUGAAAACCAGUCCAUUCUUGUCCUGAAGUUCAGCACUGGAGGCUCUCAGCGCCCCGCCAUCUGGGUAAGGAUUCACUCCCGGGAGUGGAUCAUUCAUGCCACUGGCAUCUAGACUGCCAAAAAGAUUGUUAGCGAGUACGGCAAAGACCGAGUCCUGACAGACAUACUGAAAGUCAUGGACGUCUUCAUAGAGCUUGUCACCAAUCCUGAUGGGUUUGCUUUUACCCACAGCAUGAACUGCUUGUGGCGAAAGAACAAGUCCAGCAGACUGGGAGUCCCCUGUAUCGGUGUGGAUCUCAACAGGAACUGGAAAUCAGGCUUUGGGGGAAAUGGUUCCAACAGCAGCUCUUGCUCAGAGACUUACCACAGGCUCUUGCCUCAGUCAGAGCCAGAGGUGGCCACCAUUGUGGACUUCGUCACAGGCCAUGGGAACUUCAAGGCUCUGAUCUCCAUCCACAGCUACUCUCAGAUGCUCAUGUAUCCAUAUGGCCACUCUGUGGAACCUAUUUCAAAUCAAAAGGAACUGUACAGUCUUGCCAAGGAUGCAGUGAAAGCUCUGUACAAGGUGCACAGGAGCAAGUACAUUUUUGGCAGCAUCAGCACUCACUCUGUGAAUGUGGCCAGCGGAGUCACUGUGGACUGGGCCUAUGACAGUGGCAUCAAGUAUGCCUUUACCUUUGAGCUCCGGGACACAGGGUGCUAUGGCUUCCUGCUGCCAGCUGCACAGAUCAUCCCCAUGGCCCAGGAGACGUGGGUAGCAAUGCGGACCAUAAUGGAGCACACCCUGAAUCACCCCUACUAGCAACACUACUGAGGGCAGAGCAGGUGAAACCUGCCUCCUUCUCAAGGCCUGGGGCUCCUCCUAAAACCCAGGUUAUACAUGCUCUCCCCACACCCUUGCCCAGACCCCGGGGAAAUAAAUGCAGGUUUUAACAGGCUCCGCUACCUCUGGUGUUGGCUGCAACCCUUGUGGGCUCAGCAUUGAAGAGAGGACAGAGGGUUUCUCUGCAUCCCCAGAGGCAGCUUGACAUGCUGGGGACCCUCUCCACUCCCCCUUUAUCUACCUUCAGCAAAAUGAGGGGCCUGUAGGCCUUGCCAUUUUCAGAGUCUUUAGGGCCAGAAUAGAUAUCUCACCCCUGGGGAGCUACUAAAACACACACUGUCCCAGCAGUACUGACAUUUAACAUGACCCUGCAGGGGACAGUGUUUGAUCUAAAGAGGGAGACCCCUGGUAGGGGCAUUUCUGGAGUGAGUCCAAACAGCCCCUACCUCCACUUGCCUCAUUUCCCAUGCUGGAGAGGUGCCAGGGGCACAUUUCGAGGUGUCCACUCAGAGGACCCCACUAAUCCAAGAACUGAAUAUGACCAAGUCACUGGUUUGUGACCACCUAGCACCCACUCCAGGCCAGGCCAUAGGUAAACAGGCAUGCUCUCUUUGAGAGUUAAAGGGGUGCUAGCAAAAGCAACCACCAACAGAGUGAAAAGAAAACACAGUGGGAA